Molecule: messenger RNA, 1502 nt
Organism: Paramecium sonneborni
Lineage: Eukaryota; Ciliophora; Oligohymenophorea; Peniculida; Parameciidae
Source: the annotation of a GenBank genome assembly
AUGUAAAGUAACUGGUAGAAUGUAUUUAAUUGGAUUCCUGUUUCUGGAAUUUUGAUAAAUUAAGAGAAUGAAAAUAUUUAGAUUGAUCUUUAAACUUAACAAAAAGCUGUUUUAUCAGAAUUAAAAUUGGAAAUCUUUCCUGAUGUUAUAUUUAAGAAAUAACUAAAUUAUGAUCUUGAAUCAGGUUGGAGUUGGCAUAAAUCAUGGAAUUUGCCUGAAAUCGAUUAUAUUCUAAAUGUAAUCAUACAACCUAAUGUUUAAUAGGUCCCAAUCUCAAGUUAAUAAAACUAAGGAAUUUUUUUUGUUUAAAUUUUUGUAGUCAAAGCUUUAUAAGAGUCUUAAUAAUAUAAAAAUUUAGGCAUUAAAGGAGAAUCAAAAAAAUAAAUAAUAAAUCAGCAAACUAAUUUCAGAUGUCUAAAAUUUACCACAACUUCAUAUAAAAAUGAUGUAUUAGUUUUUAUAAUGACGUUAGCAUCAAAAAUUCCAUUUAAUGUUUGUUUUAUUUUAUUCCCCAGUAAAUAAAGAAAACGUGGUUAUAAGCUCAAUUAUAUCUCCAUAAAUUUUUGUGGAUUCUAGAAAAUUUGCUCGAUUUCAUACUUUAUCAGUUCCCUUGCAUUCUUUUACAGAAUUAUUCCCUUAUGACUUACUUGAUGCCAUAAUCAUAAAAAGAGAAACAAAAAAUAAGACUUUCAAAAUGAUUAAAGUUGAUAAUUCAAUUACAGGAUUUAUUAAUUAUUUUACUGCUUCAAAUAUUAGGAAUAAAAUUAAACACCCUAUAUUUUUAGCAUUAAGAUUCUCUAGUCUAAUUAAAAUAUUUGUUGAUUAAUAAUUAUUUUAUUAAUAAACAAAUAUUGUGGGUUUGAUUUAAAAUCAUUUAAACAAUAUAAUCAAUAAAGAAGAAAAACAAAAGAAGAUCAAGCUAUUAAUUAAACCUCAUAAUCAAGAUAAUAUCAUAUAAAAAAGGGUAUAAUUCAUCAUAAUUAUAGGCCAUUGAAUUAAUUUAAUAAUUAGAAAAUAGUUGCUAUGAAAUUUAUACGCAAUAAUGCUAUUUACCUGAUAAUGUUAAGCCAAUAGAGGAUCUCUAAUAUCUUUCUUAAUAAUACUCAGAAUUUUUCAAAUAAUCUUAAGCAAACAUUUCUAAAACCAAAAAUUUUACCAUCUUGAAAACAUAAUCUUGCUCAUAUAUUGAGGAUCAUAUCGCUACUAAAGUAAAGAUUGAGUAAUUUUAAAAAACAAUUAAUUAACCUUAGUAAACAUUUAGAAAUCAAUGUGACAUUUUUAAUUAAAUUAAAAAAGAAGAAGUUAAAAUAAGUAAGGAAUAAUUUAAGUAGAUAGAAAAUUAAUAAGAUGUACAUAAUAUGAAUAUUAACUAAUCCUAAUUAUAUUCAUAAUUAUAUCUAAACUAAUAUUAAAAUUCAAUUCAAUAUUAAUAAUUUUAAAAUUAAUAUUAUAAUCCAUAUUAAUUUGCAAACCCAUGCUAAACUUUGUGGAGAAACAUUUGA